CCGUCUCGUCUCCUCCACCGGCUCUCUCCCGCUCCCGCCCUCUCCAGCUCUCCCUCCCGCGCCUCGUUGCCGAAAAUUUCCCCGGAAAUUUUCAAACCACCUCUUCCGUGGCACGGCGCGGCGCGCUUCCCCGUCCCCUCGCAUUUCCCGCCUCCUUCCAUCGCAAGGCAAGCCGGCGCUAAUCCCCAAUUCAGAUUCAAAAACCCCUCCCCCCAAUUCGUCACCCCCCCUAUAAACUCCACCGCUUCCCCCUCCUCGCAAUCGCAAUCCGCUCGAGCAUCCCCCAGCUCCGAAAUCCCCCGAUCCCCCACCCCCUCCAGACCCCUCGAGAGCCGAAUCCUCCGGUCCCUUCGACGAUGCCUUCCGCGCCGGCGCUCGUGCCCGCGUGCGACGCGGAGGAGCCCUUGCUGGCGGAGUCGUCGGACCGCUUCUCCAUGUUCCCGAUCCGGUACCCGCAGAUCUGGGAGUUCUACAAGAAGGCGGUGGCGUCCUUCUGGACGGCCGAGGAGGUGGACCUCUCGGCCGACGCGCGCCACUGGGACGCGGCGCUCUCCCCCGACGAGCGCCACUUCAUCUCCCACGUGCUCGCCUUCUUCGCCGCCUCCGACGGCAUCGUGCUCGAGAACCUCGCCUCCCGCUUCAUGUCCGACGUGCAGGUCGCGGAGGCGCGCGCCUUCUACGGCUUCCAGAUCGCCAUCGAGAACAUCCACUCGGAGAUGUACUCGCUGCUGCUGGAGACCUACAUCCGCGACGGCGCCGAGAAGGACCGCCUCUUCCGCGCCAUCGACACCGUCCCCGCCGUGCGCCGCAAGGCCGACUGGGCCAUGCGCUGGAUCGACGGCGGGGAGCGCUUCGCCGAGCGCCUCGUCGCCUUCGCCUGCGUCGAGGGCAUCUUCUUCUCGGGCUCCUUCUGCGCCAUCUUCUGGCUCAAGAAGCGCGGCCUCAUGCCGGGUCUCACCUUCUCCAACGAGCUCAUCUCCCGCGACGAGGGCCUCCACUGCGACUUCGCCUGCCUCCUCUACGAUCUCCUCCGCGGCAAGCUCGACGAGGGCCGCGUCCGCGAGAUCGUCGCCGACGCCGUCGACAUCGAGCGCGAGUUCGUCUGCGACGCGCUCCCCGUCGCGCUCGUCGGAAUGAACGGCGGCCUCAUGAGCCAGUACAUCGAGUUCGUCGCCGACCGCCUGCUCAUGGCGCUGGGCCACAAGAAGAUGUAUAACGUCGCCAACCCCUUCGACUGGAUGGAGCUCAUCUCGCUGCAGGGCAAGACCAACUUCUUCGAGAAGCGCGUCGGGGAGUACCAGAAGGCGUCCGUGAUGUCCAGCCUCAACGGUGGCGCCGCCGCGAACCACGUCUUCAGCAUCGACGAGGACUUCUGAGUUGUGACAGCGCGCGCCGUAAUAUAUUGCUCUGAUUAAUCUUAUUUGCUUCGGUCGCUUACUAGUUGUAGUAGAUCUAGUUCAUAUACUGCACGAUGAUGCAUAAUGUGCUGUGUUACUAGUUCCUGUUCGUCAUGUAAUGUAGUAAUCAACUUCUGGAUACACCGGCUGUUCUGAAGCCACUGCGCUCAUGGUGUUUGACGCAAUGCCUGAAAUCAAACACGCUUACCCGCAUUGAUCCAUUCUCUAA
Panicum hallii is the source of this 1626-nucleotide messenger RNA. RefSeq names its product ribonucleoside-diphosphate reductase small chain-like. Gene Ontology annotation, biological process: deoxyribonucleotide biosynthetic process. The transcript has a single exon. Gene Ontology annotation, molecular function: oxidoreductase activity. The record is from RefSeq and is a predicted model, not a curated record. NCBI's taxonomy places the organism in Eukaryota, Viridiplantae, Streptophyta, Magnoliopsida, Poales, Poaceae. The coding region runs from base 357 to 1376 and encodes 339 amino acids.